Messenger RNA from Sapajus apella (tufted capuchin), 3937 nucleotides. RefSeq names its product potassium channel tetramerization domain containing 15 (gene KCTD15). Gene Ontology annotation, biological process: protein homooligomerization. The record is from RefSeq and is a predicted model, not a curated record. Gene Ontology annotation, molecular function: protein binding. The transcript is spliced from 7 exons. Lineage: Eukaryota; Metazoa; Chordata; Mammalia; Primates; Cebidae. Bases 281 to 1132 code for a protein of 283 amino acids.
GAGGGUUGGGGGCGAGAGAGAAAGUAACUCCAGGACGAGACCGGAGCGACCCGCGCAGCGAGCAAAGGCGGCGAAGCUGCGCCCGGCGCCCAAGACCGGCGGCUGCGGGGGGCGGGGGCUGCGCCCGAGCCCGAUCCGCCGCUCCGGCUCCGAGCAGUGGUCUCCGGAAGAGGGUUGUGGUCCCGCACGGAUGCGCUUGUUGGGGAAAACCUUGGAGAUUCAGAGAAAGGCGUAAAGCCUGGGGCUUCCAACGAUACUCUGGGCAGAGAUGGAAGCCUAGAUGCCUCACCGCAAGGAGCGGCCGAGCGGGUCCUCGCUUCACACACACGGCAGCGCCGGCACCGCGGAGGGAGGAAACAUGUCCCGGCUGUCUCUCACCCGGUCGCCUGUGUCUCCUCUGGCUGCACAGGGCAUCCCCCUGCCAGCCCAGCUCACCAAGUCCAAUGCACCUGUGCACAUUGACGUGGGUGGCCACAUGUACACCAGCAGCCUGGCUACGCUCACCAAGUACCCCGACUCCAGAAUAAGCCGCCUCUUCAAUGGCACCGAACCCAUCGUCCUGGACAGUUUGAAGCAACAUUACUUCAUCGACCGGGAUGGGGAGAUUUUCCGCUAUGUCCUGAGCUUCCUGCGGACGUCCAAGCUGCUGCUCCCGGAUGACUUCAAGGACUUCAGCCUGCUAUACGAGGAGGCGCGCUACUAUCAGCUGCAGCCCAUGGUGCGCGAGCUGGAGCGCUGGCAGCAGGAGCAGGAGCAGCGGCGCCGCAGCCGAGCCUGUGACUGCCUGGUGGUGCGCGUCACGCCUGAUCUGGGCGAGCGGAUCGCGCUCAGCGGCGAGAAGGCCCUCAUCGAGGAGGUCUUCCCCGAGACCGGAGACGUCAUGUGCAACUCCGUCAACGCCGGCUGGAACCAGGACCCCACGCACGUCAUCCGCUUCCCGCUCAACGGCUACUGCCGGCUCAACUCGGUACAGGUCCUGGAGCGGCUGUUCCAGAGGGGUUUCAGCGUGGCUGCAUCCUGUGGGGGCGGCGUGGACUCCUCCCAGUUCAGUGAGUACGUGCUUUGCCGGGAGGAGCGGCGACCACAGCCCACCCCCACUGCUGUUCGGAUCAAGCAGGAACCCCUGGACUAGGCCCUGCUUCAGUGCCCACCUGGGCCCCCCCAGGGACCUGGAAACAGUGCUGGGGAGUUCUGCCUGUGCGUGCUUGGCUGUGGGCAUGAGACCGAGGGUGAGGCUGAAGGGUCCGAAGCUGGCACAGGGAGCACCAGGGCCCCAGGUGUCAUGGCAACAGAAUGUCGGAUGCUGGAGGCAUGCCUGCCAAAGGAUUGUUGAUGUGACCCAAAGAUGCAGCAGUGGGAACUCUGCUGCCAGUUAUCCCAGCCCCUUGGCUCCCGAUCCUGGUGCAGCAUCCUCUGAGGACCCAGGGCCUGCAGGGGCAGGGUUGGAAGAGGCAUCUGCAGCUACUCCAGAGGAGCUGUUUAUCCUUCUCCACAUGGGGCACACUCUGGUGGUGGGUCUUCUAGCGUCUGAGAUGGCUUAUUUUUCUACAGUAUUUAAAAUGGAAGCAACCAUAACUGCAAAAGUCAGAGAGGCCGACAAGGACCAACGCUUCUUUAUCUGGUGCUCAGUUCUCAGUCGGACGCGCAUCACGGCCGCAGGGUAGACGAGCUGCCUGGCAUUCAGGCCCAGAUGCCUGCAGGGCUGGGUCUCUUGGGACAGAUGCAGGGAUGUGUGCUGCAGGGCUGCUGGGAGGAAAGUGGUAGGGGCCUGGGGGCUGAGUGGCUCUCUAACCAUCUGAGACCCUCACCUUUGCUGCCGUCUGGGGCUCAGGCUCUACCCCUAGGUCACGUGACCUCCUGCUGCCUGAAGAGCUUCCAGUCCUGUCUGUGUGGACUGGCACCUGGGCUGCUGGAGAAGCCUCCUCCCGUUCCGACCAGCCUCAGGGCUGCACCUUACCUCAGGAAUGGGCCCCACCCUGAAGGGGCCCAUCUGUCAGCAGCGUCUUCUGGGUCCCCAGCUCAGGGAGCCAUCCCCAGCUCCAGAUUUCUUACUCAAAUAUGCACAGAGUUUUAAUUAAACUUGUUACGCUAGCCUGCCAAGGAGACCCAGACACGGGCAGACCUGGCGCUCUUGACCCCAGAUUCCAGUGAGGACUGGCCCAGAGGAGUCCUUGCAGACCUGCUGACUCCCUUACGACAGGCCUAAAGAUGGACCCCUCCCCCCAGCCUUGUGACAGCUCCCCAUGUGUUCUCCAGUGGAGAAACUGCAGAGGACUAGUGGGCGGGGCUUCCCAACCAUCACCAUCCUGUGUACAAUGGCUGUAGGCUUGUAUAUGGCUCCUUUAAUAUUGUAAAGAUGCUGAUGUACAAUUGUCGUGCAUUUGUGUGAACACACUGCGUUCCUAGUCCAUGCCAUAAAUGAUGCUCUAAUGAAAAGACUGGAGGCUCUGUCCUGUGCAGAAGCAGCAGCUGGACUUCCGCAUUCGGUGUUGUACAGGGAGGUUUGCAGGUGGAACGGAGUCCUCUCCCUCAGAUCCUUCAGUUCACAUCGAGGUGGUGGUGGGGGAGGGUCAGUGGCUGGGUCCUGAGCUCGGAGUUAUUUAUUGCAUUUGGGUGCCUGUCCCCUCCAGGCAGCACAGAUUCUGAAUUCUGAUUCACAGCCCCUAGCCAGAUGGGAACUGGGAAAGAGACAGAAGGUAUCUGGGUGCUCUUGAGCCCUGUCUUAAAUGUUUGGGAUUGUCUCUCUCAUUGUUCCUUGGUUGGGGCUGAUGUCCUCUUUAGAGCCACACGUAGUGCUAUGAGAAGAUGGUAGGUGGUGGCUCAGGCCAGCUGGGGAGGACCAAGUCACACAGCCAGCGUGAGACCUGCAGUUCACCUAAACACAGAAUGAGAUCUCAGUAUGCCUCUAUGUAAACAGAUUCACAUAGGCCUCCAAUAUUAAUAAGGCUUUUUGCAUUUUUUUCCUCAAAGCUCUUAUGUUCUAACCCAUGAGAACCGUUUUACCUGCCCCUAAGGGCCACCAGCUUCGACCUGCCUCAGAGGACAGCAGCACAGACCAGCUGAUCCCUGUCUGAGGCCACAGAGCAGACGCCAUCCCCCUGUACAAUCAAAUUUGCUGGACAAACUUGAUAGGUUUCUCUGCUUAGCAACGAGCCUAUAGUUGGCACAUCUGUGUUUUGGCAUCUGAGGCUCCCAUCUGAGUGGAGGAGAAAGUGUUGUGUAUAUUAGCAAGGAAGUCUUGUGAAAACAGCUCGAUGCUGUGUGUGUUUAUGGAUUUUUCUGAUACAACAGCCAGCAUGGUUACCGAUUGGUAGAGAUUCUUGAACAUUCCCAAACUCUCGUUUUGAGUGAAUCAUUGUGCUAAGAAUAAAAUUUAAUAAAGAAGGGGGAAAAGGAGUAACUCUACCUGACUAAAUGUUACUCUAAUUUAUUUAUUUCUUUACUAAUUAAGUAAAAUCAGGAAGUAUGAUUUUUACAUCAACCAGAGAAUUUCUGAAUUUGUAGGGAAACACCAUGUUCCCAUGAUGAUGCUGUAAUUCUAAUAUACCUAGUCCCCAUAAACAGUAAGUACAAAUUAUUCCUUUAAAGCAUUUUUACACUUCCUGGAAUGAAUAUAUCAUAAGCAAUCUUUUAUCAAAUGCCAGCAGUAUAAAUGUUACUUCUGCUCUUUGCAAACCUCAAAACUCAUUUCUCUUGAUUAUGAACAACUGGAGAGAACCGUGCCAAAGCUUCACAGUUUCCCACCAGACCCCUGCCAGUGAGUUCAGAGAACUCGCAAAGCCACAGCAGGUGGCCCCAGCCACUGCCCUGCUCACAUGGGGCCCAAUGCCAGGUCACAACACUAAUAAUAUCUUUCAAAAAAUGUCUCUUUUUUUUUUUUUUUUUAAGCUACUGCUUGACUGUUCCUUAGAAUAAAUAAAGGAUAUUUUAUAAAUUA